AACCCUUAAUUAUGUCUCUGUCUCUCCUCAGGCUGGUGGAUCUGUUUGUGGGCGCCCCUCUGUUCAUGGAGCGUGGUAGUGAUGGGAAGCUGAGGGAGGUGGGCCAGGUGUCUGUGUUCCUGGCGAAGGGAGGCUUCUCCUUCCACACACCCAUCACACUGAGUGGGACAGAGAUCUACUCACGCUUCGGCAGUUCUAUCGCCACACUGGGGGACCUGGAUAUGGACGGCUUCAACGACAUUGCCGUAGCUGCACCCUACGGCGGGCCGAAGCACCGCGGCCUAGUGUACAUCCACAAUGGGAGGGCUGCAGGGCUGACCCAGUGCCUUCUCAGGUCCUAGAGGGGAGGUGGGCCUCCUCUUACAUGCCCCCCAGCUUGGAUACUCCCUGCACGGAGCCACCGAUAUUGACCAGAAUGGAUA
Molecule: messenger RNA, 422 nt
Organism: Salvelinus sp. IW2-2015
Lineage: Eukaryota; Metazoa; Chordata; Actinopteri; Salmoniformes; Salmonidae
Source: RefSeq, a predicted model, not a curated record